AAGAAGAUUUCAAUCUUUAAUUUGAAAGAGGAAUUUAAUUCCAAAAAGUGCAAUGUAUUAUGGAUUCUUAAUUAAUGUAAUUAAUUUUUUUGUAGGUCAUUCCCAAAUAAUACAUGUAAUAAGACUGAUCCUGAGUGAUAAUAAUAAUAAUAAUAAUAAUAAUAAUAAUAAUAAUAAUAAUUAAUAUAAAGCAGUGUCAGUUUAUCUAGCAUGAAAGUACAUCUUACUGAGGGGUAUGAGAUUAUUUCCUUGGGCAUAUAUAAGAAAGUAGUCUAAUCAUCAAACACAGGCGUUUGGUGCUCACUCUUUCUCUGUAGCUGCACCUACUCUCUAGAAUUCCUUGCCAGUAGACAUUAAAAACAUGCAAACUUUGUUUCUCUUUAAAAGAAAUGAUGGUGGCCACAAGUAUUAUUAUUACUAUUAUUAUUAUUAGUAUUAGUAUUCAAUAGCCAAUGGUUUUUUCACUAAAAGUAAAGAGUUACUUACUUCUACACCUAGGUUUUCCAGAGCCUGGUUUCUGUAGAGAACAAUACAAUAAAGAACUCAGAAGGUACAGUGGACAUAACGGUAAUCUGUUUUUACAUUAUGCGUUAUAUUCACUAUAUGUUAAUCUGUAUAAUAACACAAUCAGUAGAUUUGGUUUUUGUGAUAUCCUGAGUAAGUCAAGGUCUUGAUAGUGUUACAGUGAGUCAGCCCUGGCUGAUAGCAUUAGCUUGACCUUGGUUAUACCAGAUAUCACAUAAACCUCAUCCAAUCAUAAUAAAUAUUGUUAAAGUAUUACAAUGUCAUCAGAUUUCUACUUUUUGGUGUGUUAUAAAUAGCUCAGGCUGUAUUAUUGACAAAUGGAAGCAUAAGAGUAUGGCUGAGAAAAUCUUCCAUAACCCAGCGGAGCAUGGCUGUCAUUUCUAUAAAAAAUUUGAUUCUCUUUCAUAUACAGUAAAACACUGAACCAGAUUUAGAAUACUUCAUGGAAAGUGCUGGCAUACAGUAUUUCACACAAGUUGUUGACGUAUCAGAAAUCAUACAAGUGAAGGCAGUGAACAAGUGAGAUUUCUGAUACAAAAACAAGUGCGUAUAUACCUAACAAAGCACUUUCCAUGUGGGGUUGUGUUCACUUUGUACAUACUGAGACAUUCAUCAUUUUGGCAGCCUUUUUUUAAUCUUUCAAAGAUGCUAAAAUUUGUUGCUACACACCACAAAAUGACAAACAAGAAAAAGCAUCCGCUUAUUAGUAAAAAUAUUUGUUAAUAAUUUUAAUGAAGGCAAGGAUAUGAGGUAAUCCAAAAAUUACAAGUAAUGUUAACUUUUUGGUCUGAAUGCUCAAUUGUUGCACAUCUGCAAAGCACUCACAAAGUGAGGGUGCUGCAAACUGCAAGCGCCUAAGGCAGGAAUUUUUGUGUGAAACUCACACACCUCUGUGAGUUCUGAUUAGAUGUAUCAUUUUUUUUCGUGUGUGAAAACUAUUGUUCGCUCCUCUGAUUGGCUAGAACUAAUUUGAGUGUGAAUAUUUACGACAUAGCUUUUUGGUGAAUAUUUCUCAGUAUGUAUAUAAUAAAAAUUUCUUACAGCUAGGCUACUGAGCAUAGUUGUUGUUUGAAACCACAGGAAGUGCUUGUGCAGGACAUAUGCUAAUCAGCAUUAACAAGGUUAAAAUAAUAAUAAGAGUUACAUGUAACUAAAACUUAUCUUACUCUACAACAAGGACAAGGUCUGUGAGAAUGAACAUGAAAGAAUAUUAGUAGUAUUUAACGGCCACUAUUGUUAUAAUUUUAUGCUGUUCAUGCUGGUUAUGCUGUCAUUAUGGUAUCAUUUUACUUACGUGCAUCCAAUGCUGAAUGGCUGUAAUGACAAUAAAAAAAAUCAGAUGUUAGAAUACUACUUCAGCAAAAUAAAAGUCAGAUACUCGAGUUUCAGGCACUAAACAAUCAAAAUACUGUGGCUUUGGUGUUGCAAGAGAAAAAAAAAGAAAUUACAACAUUAUGUACGAUGAAGGUUGGCAAUAAAUAAAUAAAUACUGAAAUAUUGAAGAGAAAAAUGUAAACUUGGUGGUAAUGGAGUGGUCUCAAAGAUAGAAUUGUAUCAUUCUCUGCAAGUACUGUACACCUGACUUAGAAUGGAAAAAUUUGUUUUUUACUGUUAUUGUAGUUUUGUGUAGAAGUAUCUGUGUAGCUUUAGUAGCUUGCACGUAUGUUUUGAACUUUGAUCCAAAAGUUGGUGGUGGUCUUAUGUCCAAUUUAGACAAGAAAUUUUUCACCCCAAUGAUGGCUUCAGAUUGUUCUCUCCACCCAGGGUCACUGGAGAUGCUUAUUUCUCUUUCAUAAGAUACCAUUUUAAUGCCUUGAGUUUGUAGUAAGAGUCAAAAAUUGUUGUCUAUUUUGUUAAUAUUAAUCAAGUCUUAUAAAAAUGACAAAUUUGUUGUCAGAAUCAAGUUCUGUGAUAUUUUAUGCCAAGUGUGGAAUAGGGAAACUGAUCAAGAGAUGGUUAGGAGUUGACCAUGAUACAGUGUUGUUUAGCAGUGUAGGAGAAGCAGUGAAGAGUGCCAAAAUGUAUUAUUGGAGGUAGCUUUGCAUGCAUCUUUUGUUAACAGUAUUAAGAACAAGAGUGUCAAAAAUUGGAAUAUAUUGGGCUUCAUAAUUACCAUUGAGAAUCUUACAGUAGCGACAAAAUGGAAAUGUGCCAGAUUAUCAUCCCACCCAUUGAACCAAGUAACAGUAUUCCUGUUCUUCGUGUAUACAGUGUACACAGUGUGACCUUUCAAGCAAUUUAAUUGCUCCAAUGUCCAAAUACAAAUUCUCCAAACUGAUCUGUACAUUUCAUUACAAAAUUAGUUGAGAGUAUUUGAUAACAAAUCAAAGCAUUUUCCCUUUGGUGAUUAUUUUAUUAAUUUUCAUUACUGUAGUGUAGUUUGUGUUCAUUAGCAAGCUACUGUACAUAUGUACAAGUACUGUACCUCAGACAACUAUUACAACUCAACAAGCAGCUACAGAAUGAAAAUACUGAUGCAGGUACAAGGUGUGUGAUUUUGCCCUAUAAGUCCCUAGAGUGGCCAACAUCUAUUUUCUCCUAACUAUAUCAAUACAUCAUCACGAGAAAAGGUUAUGAGAAUAAACAUAAUCACCGAAUGGAGAAUACUUUGAUCUUUUAUCAAAUUCUCUAAACUAAUUCUGGAAGGAAAUGUAUAGAGAUCAGUUUGGAGAAUUUGUGUUUGGAUAUUGGAGCAUAAAGGGUUAAAACUAACUCAAAUCAUGUAUUCACCUUGUGGAGAUCUUUCCUAUGUUUUUUGGUAAAAAAGACUAUCCCAUGGCAACUUUCAAAGUGGACAAAAGUUAUUGCUACAGCUGAAUGCGUGUAUACUGUAUGCAUACAUAACAUAACAUAAAACUUUAUUUAUACUCGAAUUUUAGAGUAGCUAAGAAGCUAAUAUCUACGAGCUGUUCGAAAGUUCUAACUUGGUCACUUUCCCGGACAGAAUCAUUUUCAGCUGCACAAUUAACAAAAUAACUUGCUGUUGCUCAUAUUUUAUAGAACCGUAAUGUUCCCAUUUUGGGUGAAAAGUUUCAAUAAUCUGUCUUGGGUGGCCUUUUCGUAGUUCGUUGGGGAUUUGAUUAAAGUUUUACGUUUAAGGUCUUAUAAGAAAGCCCCUCACUGAAAAACGUCGUAAAUUUGAACUCUUGACUUUUUUUACCGUUUCUAUAUUCUCUCCUCAAACUGGAAGAAACGCGAGAAACGGAGAAAGAAACGAGCGAGAGUUUGAAGCACUAACGAGGUCUUCCGAUAGACCCUUUCUUGCCUUCAUCGAAUGAGAACUUCGCCCGCUGUAAACAGUCUAAACAACUGAGUUUUUGAUAUGUAAAAACUUUCAAACUUUAUGCUUUGAUUGAAUUUACUAUAAUGUAGCCAAUUGCCGCUAACUUGCAUAUCUCGUCAAAUGUUACUCUGUUCGCGGAGUCCUAAUAAUUUUUCCUGUGUAUUAUCACACGUGACACGUUAUAAUUAUAUUUUAUCCACCUGUACAAAACCAUCCUAUGCGGCAUAGUGGACAUCUCUACAGGAAAUUACUGCUUAUUAUUUGAAUGGUCACCUUUUUCUGUGAGUUCUCCUCCUCUUUUGCAGAGAAGAUAAAGUUCGUAAAAUAGAGCGAGAAUUGGUAACUUCUGUACGCCGUAUGUAACAACUUGCAAUUUUUGAGAAUGUGAAGUCUUUGAAAUUCGUUUUGUACUUACGAUGUCCAAUUGAGCCAUUGAUCUUGGAUCGCGUGAAGUGCAAAGUAUGCUAUUUGGUAAAUUAGAACGUGCUCGCAGGCGACUUGAAAGAUGGGAAGGAAUUGUUAUCGAUUGCCCGGUUAGGCUCGAUUUCCUCUGUCUCCCGGGUCCGGUCUUUGAGUGCGGGCUCAUUUUCCCGAACAUCGGCUGGUAAUCGAGCCUAUCGCCCGGCCUAACACUUGUAAAUGCAUGUCACGCAACAUGUACACGUGUUUCAUGACAGAGAUCCUAGAGAUUCAGUGUCCCCUCCGAGUAAAUUUAAGUUUUAACCCAGAUGAACGCUAGCAACAAACUUUGUAUUCCGCUGGUCAGCUUAACUCUGUUCGAAGCUCACAACCGGCUUUAAGAUAACACGCGGCACUUUUGUUUCUUGUCAUAUUUAUCAACAAGCGAUGGUGAUUUUUUGAUUUUCAAUGGAGUAUUUGUACAUGUAGUACAUGAAUGAAAACAACUGGUGCGUUAUAUUUAUUUAUCACCAGUCUUUUUUUCUCGGUCAGGCAAAAUUUAAAUAACUCGAGAAUAGUCUCCACGGGUCACACUGUCAAAGCCUUGGUUGUUUCCCAAUGUACCCUUUAGUUGACAGCGUGAAAUCUGCCCGACUUCGAAAACAGAUUGCGUUAGUUAAUGCGUGACGUUAUGAUGUUAUGGAAACUUACUUAUAAACUAUGUAUUACUAAAGCUUUACAUGCCUUUUAAAGUGCGCCUUUCUGUUAGAUGAAGUACGAUUUGUCACUUGAUGACAACUUCACUCGGAAGGUUUCACCUCAUUUUCACCGGCCGCAAGGAGAUGACGGUUUCUUUCAAGAAUUGGCCUGUUCGAGGCGUUCAUUGAUGAGGCGCUCGAGUCAUUGUGUGUCUCGGGUCUCUCACUUUUCGUAACUCCUGUCAUUUAGGCAUUUGUAAAUGGAAUCACCGUGUGUGGGCAGUUGGAAGUAAGCAAAUUUUGGUCCGUUCUCACUAAGAAAAAUAAAUUAGAAGAACUCCAAAUUAAUACUCAUGUUGGUGACUUUCCUUACAUAUUAUUCGUCUCUUCCGUUUUUUUUUCCUUACUCGAAUCACACCCAAAAUGACAUUGCUUUGCUUUUCAAGCUAUUGCUUUAAAGAAGGAGCGUCCACCACUACCUAAAAACCCAGCAAAGGCGUUUAUAUAAAUGGAGAUUCAAAAUAAUAGCCUAGCCUUACCAAAUUUGCCGAGUUAGUCCAGUAAGCACUCUUAAAAGAUCGCGCCUUAAUUUUUUUAUUGGGCGGAGGGAAAGGGGUUAGUACGCUCGAAGUAAAUUAAGAUUUCAUAACUCUACGCAUGACGUUAACAUCGUGGUGGAAAACCAAAGGGAUCACCUGUUUCGACAGAGUUCAGGUGGAGGUGUAGUAUCAAAUUCUCCCUAGCCUUUGUUCGGUUAAGUUAACGUGCAUUAAAAAAUUAUAACGGAAUUGUUUGCCAGAACGCUUUAAACUGGCUGAAUAACCCUCACAAAUGACUAAAAUUCAACAAAUAUAAAAGAAAUUUCGCUGUGUGGGUUUUCUGAAUGUGUGUAGCACUUUUGAAUACUUUCGUCGCAUUUCCGCAUGCAAACGUUUAGAUUUUGCUGAUGUAUUUAGUGAAACAGUGUAAAUUGUCCGCUAGUCGUAUUGUGAGCCUGGUCUACCAGUGUGUAAAGUAACCUGGGCGCCAUAACAAGCGUUUUUGCGGUUUUUGUUUUUGGAACCGAGUCAUCAUUUUUUGCGAAUUCGCAUCUGGAGACAGAGGCAAAGUAUCGCAUAUACGGCAAAUGCAUAUGUCCACUUAAAAGCACUCUUCUAUACGUUGGAAACAGUAAACCUCUUGAAUGGCGUUGAAAAAUGGCUACGUGGGCAUCUCCUCAGUCCAAUUGAAGGAAAGAUGAUGCUAAUUCUCUCAACUUGCCCAAAGAUAAUGUCUGUCGCACAACCCAUUCAAAUUGUUUAGUUUAUCGCCAGUUGUUGGCGGUUGCGUUCGACUGAGAGUCUUGCUUUUGGUUGGACGCUCUUUCAUUUAAAAUCUCAUGCUUAAGACUGUGUCACGCGUUAGUAAGGGUUUCGAUUUCAAAAGCUGCUCGGAUUCGUGAUCGAGAAACCGUUAACCGUAACUUAAGGUUAUAACGUUUCCGUUUAUCCCUUGUACUUCAGUCAUAGUGAAGUAUUGUUCUGUAUGCUACACUUACUUUUUCCGCCUAUAACCUCCUUACUUCUCCACUCGUUUAAGAUAAAGCACGUAUACCACACUCCAUUCUGUUUUCUUCGCGUAGACGUAAUUCAGAGUACACGUAUAGAGUAUAUUUGGAGUAUAGUUGUUAGUUAAUCAGGGUAGUUCCCUCUUGUGGUAACGAAUUACUUGCCCCAACAGAUUCGACGUUUUGAUUUAGACUUCUCACUCUAGUCAGUCACAUUCACCUUUAAUCCCUUUGUCGCGCUGUCAGAAGUAUUAAGUUCACUUUGUUGUGAUUUUUGUUGGAUUGCGAUUUUUGUUGGAUUGCUCUGACUUUAUUGCGUUUUAGGGCGACAAUGCAAUUGCAAGCGAUUACGCGGGAGCUGUGCCGUCCGCGCGGAACCUCUUGAUAUGAUUGCCAACAACGAUGUUUCGUUUACGUGAUAUUAAAUAAAAUUUCCAAUUUUACCUUUCUGCUUAUUUUGUUUGUGUUUGCCGCCUGCGCUUUAUAAAAAAGGCCCGUUUACUGUAUAAUUUGGGAGAAGGAGAACUUUAACACCAGAAAGCUCAGAAAAAAAUUCCGAGCUCACGGUGAGAAUCGAACUUACGACCCUCCGAGUUCUAGGUCGGAUGGUCUAACCACUGAGCUUCUAGUGAUACGGAAGUGAGGUCCAGUACCACAAUACUUUUAAGAAGGCGUUUUGUGUCACACAAAGCUGGGAUUUUUACUUUCAGUUUCCGAACGAUUACUGAUCUGCUGCUUUGGAUGUUGCUUCGAAUAGCAUAUUAAAACAAUAAUAGGCAGAUUUUGACAACGGACCGCCUUGACCAAUGGCAGAGCGGCAAAUCAGGCACCGGAAGUCGCGUUCAGUCCUUUUUGCGCACCCUUGCGUUCUCAUUUUGCGUUGUGUUGUUGUCUCCUAAAUUCGCCUAUAAUUGGAUUAACAGUGUAGUUUCGAAAGAAACGAUUAGUGUGUAUGUGAAAUUGAAAAUUACCCGCCUUAAUAAACUUGAUUAUGCAAAACAUUUGUGAGCGGGACUAGAACCCAUGACUUUAUCAAAAUCGUCGGGGUAUUAGUUAGAGUAGAGCGGCAUUAACAUCUAUCAGACAUAUCCGCAAUGUGACGUGGGAGAAAAAAUACAGUGUUUCGCCUUGAUAUUUUUUUUGUUUGCAAACCAGAAUUUUCAUGUCACUGUACCUUAAAACCUGUUUGUUGUGGCUAAUACUUCUUUAACGUAAGGCCCACAGAGUUUUAAGAUGAAUCCAUCAAAUGGUCCCUUUUGUGUUUUCCUGAACUCAGACAGGUAACGACAAGUAAAAGAAAAAUCGGAGGUUCCGAAGAAAGCUUAAAGCCUGAACUUUAUAUGAAUAGUCGGUUUGUUUUCUACCUAGUUAGCUACAUGUGCAUGGAUCUCCUGUUUAAGGAAAUCCAACAAGUUACGUUAAAUGUGUGUGAUAAGUAAGUGCUUGUUAAGUGAACCGUUAUGCCAAUCUUUUGUAAUGUUGACGGGGUUUAAUUUCAAGAGUAAGUUACAGGAUCAGUUUUUUGCCACACUCUGGUUCUUUAGUUCUGGUUCUUUGCUAACCUUUGAUAGUCUAGCUUACCUCCCUUGUCGUUGAUGUUGAUUCAUAAAUCCACCUCGUUUGCUUGAUUCGCCCUGUUUCCAGUUCACUCAACUGUGGAUUAUUCAUUUUGUCCAUGUAUUUGACGGCAUCCAACUAUCUUCAUCGUCGUUUAAUGCUUCGUAUAUAAAGAGGUCUUAGAGGCGUAAUCGACCGAACCAGUACAUCUAACAAAACAUAUGGUCAAUGAUUUAUUCAUCUUUGAUUAAGAUGUCAUGGUCGAGCAGCGGGACAUUUCUCUUCUUUAUUCAAAAUAAAAUGUGGCUGGACAGGUUGAGUUUGAGGUUCUUGCUGGCGAUGAAACAUUUCCGCUCAUAAGAUCAGUUCCAUUUCUACUUCGUUUAGAUAUCGAUGUGACAUUUUUUGAAAUUCAGUUGGCAAUUGCCACUGAAUUGUACCUGUCAUAGACGCAGAUGAAGGUUUUUUAAAGCACUACUGAUCCAUUUUCCCAGACAAAGAAAAAUAAAGGUCUCUGUAGGCAUCUGAAAAAUAUGCACUUUAUUGCAAACAAAAAGGUUCAGCUGCUCAAAAUAAUUCUGCGAUUGGACCCCUGUGGUAGUUUUAACUAAUACCGCAACCGGUGCUUAUAUAGCUCUCCCAGUUAUAGGCCCAUCUACCUGGAAACAAAAAAAAUACAUCCGAUUAUAAGCCCUUCCGGAUGUAAGCCCCCUCCAAAUGUAUUGAAAUGAAUUUGAUAUAUUAUGACGGUUUGAAGCUCAAAACACCAGUAAAUGCAAAACGUAUUUUGAUCCUCACUGCCAUAACUCUUCUCCGGUUAUAAGACCCUGUAAGAAUCUUUGCCCCUCCGUUUGUAAGUCAACCCCUUUACGAAGUUGUAUGAACCCAGGGCGUAAAAGUGGCAGUUUACGACACUUAAAGGAAAAACCUUAAAAAAUAAUGGCACUUUGGUUUUCUAGCGAGACCAUCAACACCAACUCCGUGUCAGCACAGCUUGGUUUUAGAAAAAGUCUGUCAUGUAUUCGAAUGAAUCAUGUGAUUAAAGGUGGAAACCCACGUGAUAAAACUCCUUUAACCCCAGCUUGUUAUUCGUUUUCAAUUGACUUCGCGCGUUUGAGAAUCGUUUAAUAGUUAAGGCAGAUGGGAUUCCUGGGGUAAUUUGGCAGCCUUUCAAGUCGCUGUUUUGAAUACAGAGAAGACCCAGGAGACAAGGCGUUGUGACCUAAAGGAAGCGCUGAUCUUGACAUAGAACGUGCUGUGCCUGAUGUUCUUAUUUCCAAUCAACACUUCCCCACAAACAUUGGCUUAAGCAAGAGUUAAAACUUUUGCCCACUGGGGAUGUAGAAGAGGUCAGCCGAAGUAGUUCUGGUUUGAAGAGGGUUUGGGGGGGUUCCGUUUUGGUCACAGGAACUCUAGCCGAAGUCCACUCGGCCUCGACCCAGGGGCAGUCAGUCGGGUAGCGCAUGACAACUUUUAUCGCGUCGUUUCUUCCGACCCGAUUUAUUGCCCGUGGGUUUCCGAGGAUAAGGUGUGCGGCGACGGCAAAGAAAAGUGUCUGCCACUGCGCGAAAGAUGGAGCUGUUAAAGCUAGGACUGCUGAUGGAAGCAAUAAUAAAUUUUGAAAGCACUCCUCGAUUUACGGCUUUCUUUCUUUCUGUCUGAAGAAGAGUGGUAAUUUACCGGAAUGACUUCCCUAGACCGACAACUAGCUGUUUUUUUGUUGUUGUCCUGAACGUUGAGGCAUUCACUCUAAUCCUCCUGACUACCUACCCCUCCCCUAAGUCACAAUUUUGCCUUAAGUGAGAAGUAAGCGUUAACUUAGGGGAGGGCUAGGUGGGCAGUUACCUAGAACCCUUACUUGAUCCAAUAGUUUUUUAUUAAGCCUGAUGACUUUUAUUAAGUCCCGAUUGCUGUAGAGGGAUUUGUUUAUUUGGCUUUCUUUUCUUGUGCUGUCCUGCGCUACUUUUGUGAGUUUACUAAUCUUGUUUUAUUUCUCUACAGGUCGCGUGCGUACCUAACCUAUUGUGUGGACUAGCAGCACCAUGCUACGUCAGCCGCAUCCUGCAGCAAGAACCUUCAAACCACUGGGCUAAAAAAAAG
Molecule: messenger RNA, 10108 nt
Organism: Porites evermanni
Lineage: Eukaryota; Metazoa; Cnidaria; Anthozoa; Scleractinia; Poritidae
Source: the annotation of a GenBank genome assembly